Symbiodinium sp. CCMP2456 is the source of this 1002-nucleotide messenger RNA. NCBI's taxonomy places the organism in Eukaryota, Dinophyceae, Suessiales, Symbiodiniaceae. The record is from the annotation of a GenBank genome assembly.
AUGGCCCGGAGAUUUGCCACCCGCGCUCUCCUAUUGCUGUCCUGCAGCCGGGAAGGCAGGAGCUCAGUGCCGCCCUUCUCACCAGCAGGAACAGCUUUGGAGGCCGCCCGGCAACUCGUUCGCCCAAAAGCGACCUUGCAGAAAGAUGGCGAGUUCGAGGGUGGCGAGUUCUGGGAGGCACACGAGGAGCUGCUGAAGCGCGCAUGGCAGGAACAUGGCCCGCUUCACACUGACUUGUACAACUUUGGCCCCGUCUUUGAACGCAGAUACCUGAGCCCCAAGCUGCGCGCUGCAGUCCGGCUGGCACGGGAAGAAGGCCGAGAAGAGGCGCUCCAAGGGCUUUUCGAGGAAAUCUUGCCUGGUGUGUUUGCCAGCGAAGAUCUCUUCACUGCGGCCUUUCGCAAGGACUUCUUGGAGGAGCUCGAAAGAAUAAAUUCCGCUGGCAUACCAACAAGGAGGCCGAACGGGAUGAAUAGAUAUGGAGUGAUUCUAGACCAGGUCGGAUUCGAGAAGGCCUUAGACGGCCUUGUGGACACCUACAUCAAGCCGCUUGGAGGGAUGCUUUUUCCCGAGCUGGUAGGUGCGCAUGAUGCCGACGAGCACUAUGCGUUUACAGUAAAAUACGAGCCCACCGGCGACACUGAACUGGCAAAGCACGGAGACGCCUCCGUGGUCACGUUGAAUCUCUGCCUGGGCCCCACGCGCUGGGAGGGGGGUGCGCUGCGCUUCUUCGAUUCCGGCGGCUCGGGGAUCUACGCGCUGCCGAAGGGGAAUGCCUCGGCAGGCUCUGGCGAUGUCAACUUUCGCCCGGGCCAGGUGCUCAUACACCGCGGUCAGCACAAGCAUCAAGCGUUGCCGCUGCUGGCAGGGCAGAGGUCGAACUUGAUUAUCUGGCUGCAUGCGGAAUACGGCGUGGUGAGGGUGGCUCCCUAUGCUCCCGAGCAGCAGCUGACGCCACAAGAGCGGUGGCAACAGACACCGCGUUUUCGCCUCGACCUCUAA